CGGCCCACUUCCUCUGGUGCGCAGCACAGCGACUGAAACAGCUGCGAGUUUUCACGAGGGUCGUGAACGACAGCUCACCGCCUCGUGCUUCUUUGGGGGCAGCAACCAGGGCGCCCAGACAGGUGGAUGUCGACCCAGUGUUGUUGUUAGGAGCAUUUGGUAGAAAUUCUUCGCGUCCAAUGGCGGCUGAAUUCUAUCUGCUGCAUUAAGGCGUUCAAGGAUUUGAGAGCAGACAAGGUCUGCAUCCCUUCAAUCAAUUGCCACCGCUCGGUCCUUGAGCAUUCAGCCGCGGCGUUGCAUUGAAUCUUUGUAAGAGCAGGAGAGAUGGUUGCCUGCGUAGCUUUACGAUUGGGCGGCAGGUCUCCUGUGCCAACUUUGAGUGUCAGCUGCAAUUGCUCCUCAAACCCUAAUUUUCCUGCACCGUCAUGCUCCUAUCUUCUUGGACCCUGGGCCAAUGGCUCGUCUGCAUUGCAAGGUCAACAAACCAAAAGCACGCUUUACCAGUCCAGUCGGCCUUUUCUGCAAACACGGCAGGAGUUCACUGUUGAAUUGGGCGCUUCGACCAGCGAGAUUUCAAACUGGGGCAAACGAGCCAGAAGGAACAAGGAUUACGGUCCGCUGCGGGUGACCAACGCAUCACAAGAAGCCGAGCCUUCUGUCCAAUCAAACCAUUCAAACGGUCAAACCAGCGGGAACGGGGCCGCAAAUGGUGCUGUCCACAAGCAGGCACUCAGCAGGGUGGAGUGGUGGAGAAUUGACGGGCGAGGUGGUGUCCAGACUAGCUUAGAGAGCACCGAAGCUGGUCCUUCUCAGUCAAAUGCAGUUGAGGACAGUGUAAUGGGGCCGCGGGGGCGUACCGUGGGAUGGAUUAGGGAGGAGCAUUCAGAAAACGGGAGGGCGAAUGAGGAGGAGCUGUGGACAUGGCAAGCGGCGACGCAGACGCUGCAUCUGAACGGGACCGCCAUGCACGGGCGGUUGAAGAGUUGGAAUAGCUGGGCGGAAGAAAGCAGAGAGGAGAGUGUUGUGAGCAGUGAAGGGUCGGGCGGCGCGGUUGUGACUCAGGGCUUGGUGAGCAGAAGUGUGACGUCAGGGAAUGAAAGUAGCGUUUAUGCGUCUGACAGCAGCCAAAAUGGAGCGUUGAGGAGCAGUCAGAAUGGGGCCAGUGGCAGCAGCAAUGGGGUUAGUAAAUUGGCGGGGAAUGAGAAUGGGUAUGCAGGUAGCGUCCAGGCAGAGAAUGGCCGUGCAGGUCGGGAGGCUCUGGGUGGCGGUCAGUCAACGAGCGACUCAGAAGGUGCGGUGGCUGGGGCUCAUUCAGAAAACGAAGCUGGUUCAAAAAAGAAGUUGAAGAAGGACGGAAAGAAGGCUAAGAAAGCUGCGAAGGCGGCGCUUGAGAAUGUAAAGAAGAAGGGGAAGAAGAAGAAGGGGAAGGGAGUGGCUCUGGAGGAAAGUGUCAUGGAGGUCGCACAAACUUCCGAAGCGGAAGCGGCUGAUAAGCCGCCGAGCAGUUUCGUGCAUGUGAACGGCGUCCGAAUGUAUCCGGGCCCAGGUUACGUCGACCGGAUGGAGAGCAAGUUUUCGGACGUCUUGACCAGUCUCUCGGAGGCGGUGAAACUUGACAAGCAGACAGACAGAGCGGCGGCGGUUGCGGAGCAACCGUCGCAGAACGGGGCCGCAAAGACGGAGCCCCCGGCAGAGAACCUGGAGGAGCGGUUGAGGGACUUGAGACGGAAAGCGAUCGAGCAUAAAGCGCGGCAUGACGGGGAGAAGGGGACGCUGGUGGUGCCCACGAAGCAGCCAAUCCUAGUUCUGAUGCGACACGGGCAGAGCAUGUGGAACGAGCUCAAGCUGUUCACUGGUGACGUGGACAUCCCUCUGACGGAGAAGGGCGUGAUGGAGGCCCUGUCCGGAGGGCGCACGAUCAAGGACGUCGACUUCGACAUUGUCUUCACCAGCCGUCUGCUGCGUGCGAAGCAGACCGCCAUGCUCGCGCUCACGCAGAACUCGAGCCACGUGGUGCCCGUUCUCGUGCGCGGUGGCUACUACGGCAACGGCCGCAUCGGCGACGGGAACCGGUUGCGGCUCCGCGAGGCGGCCAUGUAUGCGCUGGACAAGGCGGCCUGCAAGAUGGUCCCCGUCUUUGCACACCCCGCGCUCAACGAGCGCUGCUAUGGGGACCUGCAGGGCCUGAACAAGGAGGAGGCCGCCAAGGAGUUCGGCAAGGAGCUGGUGCAGCAGUGGCGGCGGAGCAACGACACAUCGCCACCCGGCGGGGAGAGCCUCGUGGACACGGCGCGGCGCGCCCGCAAGUACUACGUGGAGGUGAUCGAGCCGCGGCUACGCGAGGGCAAGAACGUGCUGGUCGUGACGCACGGCAACGUCAUGCGCGGCCUUAUCGCGCACCUGGCCAACCUCGAGGAGGAGGAGAUGCUCACGCUCGAGAUUUCAACGGCGUUUCCGUACGCAUAUGCGUUCAGCCGCGAGAGCGACGCUUACGCGCAGUGCUGUCUGAUGAAGCCGAUGGAGGACUUCAUCACGGGGGAGCCCCUCGAAGAUAAGCCCAUGGGGCUGGCCUCCGUGCUGAAGAAGAAGAACUUUGACUCGCUCAUUUGAGGGGUCAAGGAUGGGGUAAGGGAGGGUCUAGAGGUGGGGUUAAGGGCAGGGUUGCGCUAAGAUUACCAAGUUUGGACCUGGUAUGUGAGGGGUAAAGAAGGGUUUACAGGCGGGGUUGGCUUGGGAGGAACAAGC
This is a messenger RNA of Klebsormidium nitens, 2745 nucleotides long. The record is from the annotation of a GenBank genome assembly. NCBI's taxonomy places the organism in Eukaryota, Viridiplantae, Streptophyta, Klebsormidiophyceae, Klebsormidiales, Klebsormidiaceae.